CUGUUUCAACCAGUGAUCAGGAAUUGCUUCUGUUCUAACAGAUGCUCCCUCGUCUCUAAGAACUUAAAAAUAGUCACAACUGCUGAUACUUUGGACCACAGAAACCGGUCUUUCAAAAGGAAUGGAGAACUUUUGGAUGUACCAGAUGGACAAGCAAAAUGAGCAGCAAGUUACAAAAGAGCCAAUUCAUUUGGAACAGCACUGGCAAGAUGAGCCUCCAGGAUCUAUCUCAGCCUCACCCUCCGAGGCUGAGUGCUCGAGUAAGCAACUCCUGCAGGACCCCGGCUAUGAGUCUCCUCCUAAUGAGACUAGGAGAAGCCUUGCAUCAUUUCCAAAAUUUGUGGAAGUUCCAGGUCCGUGUGAUCCAGACGACUUGAUGAGCGGGGUUGUCUUUGCUGCAAACUACCUGGGAUGCACGCAGCUGCUCUCAGAGAAGACACCGUCCAAGAAUAUGCGGAUGACGCAGGCCCAGGAAGCUGUCAGGCGUGUUAAGGCCACUGAGAGUAGUUCUGAGGAAAUGUCCGAGGUAGAUCUCUUCAUCUCUACGCAGAGGAUCAAAGUGCUCAGUGCGGACACACAGGAGGUCAUGAUUGACCACCCCCUACAAUCCAUUACCUACAUCACUGACAUCGGGGACAUUGUGGUUUUAAUGGCGCGCCGUCGUGUGUCCAGACCAGACACCCAGGACAAUGUGGAGACCUCAGCCAGUGACCAAAGCAACAGUUUCCAAUACAAGAUGAUCUGCCAUGUGUUUGAAUCUGAGGACGCCCAGUUCAUAGCCCAGGCCAUUGGACAGGCCUUUAGUGUGGCCUACCAGGAAUUCUUGAGGGCUAAUGGCAUCAACCCAGAGGAUCUGAGUCAGAAGGAAUACAGUAAGCUGCUUAAGACCAAGGACAUGUACAACGAUGACCUCAUUCACUUCUCCAAGUCUGAGAACUGCAAAGAUGUAUGUAUAGAGAAAGCUAAGGGGGAGAUACUGGGCGUGGUCAUUGUAGAGAGUGGCUGGGGCUCCAUCCUGCCCACUGUCAUCAUUGCUAACCUGUUGCAUGCUGGGCCAGCAGAGAAGUCUGGUGCCAUCAACAUUGGAGACCAGCUUAUGUCUGUCAAUUCAACCAGUCUAGUGGGACUGCCCCUAGCCACCUGCCAGAGCAUCAUUAAGGGCUUAAAGAACGAGACCCGGGUGAAGAUGAGCAUCGUGAGCUGUCCCCCAGUGACCACCGUCCUCAUCAGACGACCAGACCAGCGCUACCAGCUGGGAUUUAGUGUCCAGAAUGGCAUUAUCUGCAGUCUGAUGCGGGGUGGCAUCGCUGAGCGAGGGGGUGUGAGGGUCGGCCACCGCAUCAUUGAUAUAAACGGCCAGAGUGUGGUCACCACCUCCCAGAAGAAGAUGAUACACAUUCUGUCCACCGCAGUGGGAGAGAUCCACAUGAAGACUAUGCCUGCAGCUGUGUAUCGCCUGCUGACUGCCCAGGAACAACCUUUCUACAUUUGACUGUUUGGCACUACUUUAGGUUUUAGGCAGGUAUAUUGUUUGUUUUUGCGUUUCACUCAACCCACCAUCAGACCUCCUAAACACAUCACAACAAACGUGAAAGUUGAGAAAGUCGCAGAAAACAUCCUAAAAUUAUUCCAUGGAUGGACCUGUACUAGUUAUUUUAGUUUAAGUGAUAAGCUAUGUAACGAGGCCAAGGCUGCAGCCUUGUUUGAGAUCUACACAUAAUAAUAUUGCAAAUUGACAUAUUCAAAUAUAGUUGUUGUUAGCCCAAUCAGAAAGUGUGCUGUGGAGUGAUCGUGUUAUUUGGUGUGUACAUUGUAACAUGCGUGUGUUCACUCUGGUUUCAACCUGGUCCUAUGCAAGGCCUGAGCCUUGAGUGUAGAAAUGUGCCUAUUAUACUGAAAAAAAAUUAUUUUCCAAAGCUUACCAAACCUGAUUGUACCUUUAAGUCAGAGAUAGGAAGACACAUUGGAGGCCAUUUUAAGUUUGAAGCAGAGAUGGAAGAUUGAAUAAUUGAAGGGAGGCAGAUGUGUCGUAAUAUAAGGAAGGCCACAACUUAGGCAAACAUUGCAGUAUCCAUAUAUAGUUAUCCAUGCAUUAAAUCACCCUUAUGUUACAUUUCUCUGCACGUUUUUGUUUUUGUUCAAAUGAUUGUAAGUUAGUAAAUGUCUAAAGAAUAAAAGCAACCCAUCCAUGA
Molecule: messenger RNA, 2192 nt
Organism: Gadus morhua (Atlantic cod)
Lineage: Eukaryota; Metazoa; Chordata; Actinopteri; Gadiformes; Gadidae
Gene: apba1a
Product: amyloid beta (A4) precursor protein-binding, family A, member 1a
Exons: 11
Coding region: 122-1492 (456 amino acids)
Biological process (GO): chemical synaptic transmission
Cellular component (GO): cytoplasm; dendritic spine; plasma membrane
Molecular function (GO): amyloid-beta binding; protein binding
Source: RefSeq, a predicted model, not a curated record